ACGUCACGCGAGAGAGGCCUUGCCUACAGAGGCGGUGUGGACUUGUGGAGGAGGCUUCAGCGGCGGCGGCUUCAGCGGCUUUGGCUGAAAAGUCGUCGAGAUGGACUCCGGCAUGGGCGAUUCGGACUGGCGCAGCCAGGCGUUCCGCCAGAAGGUCGUGGUGCAGAUUGAGGAGGCAGUACGGCAGGCUGGCCACCCAAUAACCAAGUCCAGUAAGGAGAUGGAGAACCAUGUAUUCAUGAAGGCCAGCAGCAGGGAUGAGUACAUGGCGCUGCUUGCCAGGCUAAUUCUACAUAUAAGAGACUACUCAAAAAAGGCUCGUCCAAAUCAAGGUGACCCAAUGCACGCGCUGCAGGUCAUAGCCCCACUGGGCCCUGGGCAGCCCGGCCCUCCCAUGAUGGUACCCCGACCUCAGGUUCCUGGGGGGCCCAUGCAUCGCAUGCCGGUUCCACAGCCUCAGGGACAGCCUAACCAGGGGGGGCCUCAGCCGGGCAACAUGGGUCAGCCUGGGCAAGGUCAACCUGGUGUCAUGGGAAUGUCUCAGGGGAUGAGGGGUCAUCCCCAGUCUGGGGGUAUGGGUGGAGUUCUUGCACCCUCGGGACGGAUGCCCACACCAGCGCAACAGCAGGCAAUUCAACAAAUGUGCAUCGCAACGCCACCGGGACAGCCGGGCAUGCAGGCCGCCCAGAUUCAACAGCAGCAGCAGCAACAGCAAAUGCAGAUGCAAAAGCAGCUUAUUCAGCAGCAGAGGAUGCAGCACCAACAACUGCAAAUGCAACAGCAGCAGCAGUACUUGCAGAUACGGCAGCAGCAGCAACUACAAGCACAGCACGGAGGACAGGGCCAGGGAGUACAGCAGGCAGGUGGCGGUGGUGGUGGGCCCAUUACUAGUGUCAUGGCGGGGGGCCAGGUUUCGGGAUCCGUGUCUGGCAUCAUGAACGCACAGCAGCAGCAGCAAGGGCAACAACAGCAGCAACAACAGCAACAGCAGCAACAGCAGCAACAGCAGCAACAGCAGCAACAGCAGCAACAGCAGCAGCAACAACAGCAACAACAGCAACAACAGCAGCAGCAAAUUCAACAGCAGGCACAGCAUAUCCAGCAGGCGCAAGCCCAGAUUAGGGCUAUUCAGCAGCAGCAGCAGCACCAGCAACAGCAGCAACAGCAGCAACAACAGCAGCAACAGCAACAACAGCAACAACAGCAGCAGCAACAGCAGCAGCAACCUCCCAUCCGCAUGCAAUUGGCUCACAACCCACAGAUUGGGUUGAACCGAACUGCCGUUGGGGGCCCCCGUCCCCAGAGGUUUCCUUCAGGGGUGUCUGUCCCAUCAUCAACUCCGCCACCCCCCUCCUCGGGGGGCUAUACCCAGAGCUCUGCUCCUCCAUCAAUGGGGGCCCAAUCGAGCACACAGCAGAUGAUCCAGUCUCCACUGAUGAUGUCGAGUCCGUCGCCGGUGCCGGCUCAGAAUCAGGUGAUGCCGCCUCCGCCCUCCCAGCCACAGCCAUCGCCACAGUCCACACAGAGCCAGCCUCCCAGCAACAUGAGCUCUGGGGCAGUACCAUCUCCUGGAUUCAUGCCUAGCCCAUCCCCGCAACCGUCCCAGAGCCCUGCGCCCGCUCGCACCCCGCAGGCCAUGGGCGUGCAGUCCCCGGGGCCCCUCAACACCCCAGGUGCACCGAGCCCGGCGGGGCGCACGCAGACGGAGGAGCAGCAGUACCUGGAGAAGCUGCGACAGCUGUCCAAGUACAUCGACCCGCUGCGCCGCAUGAUCAACAAGAUCGACAAGAACGAGGACCGUAAGAAGGAUCUGAGCAAAAUGAAAAGCCUUCUGGACAUUCUUACGGACCCUAACAAGCGGUGCUCCCUGCAGACACUGCAGAAGUGUGAGCUCGCGCUGGAGAAACUGAAGAGCGACAUGGCCGUUCCCACACCUCCGCCACCCCAGGUGGUGCCGCCCAACAAGCAGGCGCCCUUAUGCCAGCCGCUGCUUACCGCCGUGCUGCAGCAAAGCCGCUCGCCCCUCUUCAACCACUCGCUGGCACGAACGUUCGGCCCCGCCAUGCUGGCUAUCCACGGGCCGCCUGUCGCGGUGCCAGUGUCAUCCCCCAAGAAGCGCAAGUACGAGGAGGAUGAGAAGCAGACCAUACCAAACGUCCUGCAGGGGGAGGUGGCCAGGCUACAUCCAAAAUUCAUGGUUAACCUGGACCCCUCCCAUCACAGUAACAAUGGAACGGUCCACCUGAUAUGCAAGCUUGAUGAUAAGUCUCUUCCAAUGGUGCCUCCCCUGCAAAUUAGCGUGCCGGCUGAUUAUCCUGACCAGAGCCCCGAGUGGGUUGACCUCCAAAACCUCUACGGUGAGGCUGCUAUACAGAGACAUUUCGUUAUUUAUAAUAGAAGGGCAAUGUGUUUUGCAAAUGGAUCACUCGUUCGUGUGUAGCUGAGAAGAUGAUUCAGGUGCAUUUCAGGGGAUUUUCUCAGAUCAUCUCUGAAGCUAAGCGAGAAUUUUGGCCUGGAUAAUGCUUGGUUGGGUGAUUGCCAUGCAUAGCGAGCAUUAUGGGACUGCGCAGCUACGUUGUGGGCAGCAGAGGGGAGUGCAGCAAAUCCCAUCGUUGCACUUAUUAAUUCCUCUAUAUUUUCUCCGUUCGCCAACCCGGACUGACCAACAUGCCGAAGUAUAGUCAAGUAACUUCGUUAAACCUGCAUGGCAUGGGCAGGCCCUCAUCCAGCAGCGGUUGACUCAAGGGCUGUACAUGUGCAAUGGAUACAAAUGAGGGCAACGUGAUUCAUGUCUCAUGUGCAACUGAUGUGAGUGUAUUUGGGGGUUCGGGGGAGGAAUGGUCAUGAUGGGACUGUUUGUCUGUUGGUGACAGAGGACGAGCCCGUUCUUGCGUGCCAUUCACGACAUGCUGGAGUCGCGCAUCAUGAAGCUGCCCGACCGGCAUGCGGUGACAGCCAUACUCAAUGCCUGGGCGCUGAGCGUACGGCAAGCCUGCCUCACGCUCACCUAACUCUCACCUGCAUCCAGCGUCUGUUUGAUGUACUUGGUAUAUGCUUACUGUGAAAAUUGAGUGUUUCCAGUCGGGGGCAGUUAACAGAAAUAUGAAUAAUAUACUGUAUUACAAGUACAACUUGAUGGGUCUGUGUUACCUCUUCUUGAUGGCAACUGCAGCGUUACAUCGAAUGAUUAGACGUACAAUCAUGAUAGACUUGGCUCAUCAUGUCAGCAUAUUUUUAUUAUUGUUGUUUUCACUUUAAAUGACAAUUUUAACACAACAUAGGCCAUCAGAAUUUAAGCAGAAACACAUGCUCCAGCAUUUUAUUGCAUUGCUUACAAAUGCUGUGCAAAUCAAAUGUAUGAUUUAGACGUAAUAGUUUAUCACUUAACACUCCACUACAGUGGCAUAAAAUAUACCACUCUACUCUGAAAAGGCCACAUUUGGCAUUGAUCAGAGUAUAUAAUGUGCAUGAACGCAACACUGCACCGGCACCAUGGAUGCCAUGUGCAACAAUUGUACAUAAAUAUUUCCUUUAAUUUUCAAAUCCCCCCAUUUGUUUGAAAGAACUGAUAACGCUUGCACAAUAUGGUGAACAUUAUCAAGUGUUUUCAAGAAUAUAAAUGACAAAUGUAAAGAAACACGUUAAUCUUGUAUUAAACUGGGGGACAAUUAGGUGAUUGCAUUUCGAAACGUGUGCUAUUACAUGCAACGUUUUUGUAUUCUUAGCUGGGCAGCAUCUUUUGGCUGUCCUUUUCGCUGCCAUCCUGUGCAACCUCCCUUCUGAGCGGCUGCACAAGUGAAGGCAGGGACAGCUUGGGUUCUGUUCGCAGAGGCCUGUCGUGAAGGGGAGGAAUGUAAAUAGCAGAGCAUCGAGACGUGUGAGUGAAAUCCCCAAGAUUGGGUACACUUCCACUGUUGAAAGUGACAUUAUCCUGGCACCAGGAUCAAUUCACUGAAGAUGGGUUAUGAUCUUGCUAUUGAAUAACACUUUUUUUGUAAAUCACUUGGGUGUGCCUCAAACUCUACUAUUUGUAUAAUUAUGGAAUACCAUUUGUGAAACAAAAGUACAUAACAUGGCUGUUGUAAUUUGGAGAGAGGCAUGAGAAAGCUUGUAACUUGCUGACCCACCCCUACUGGACAUCUGUGAAAGAGCUUCACAGCUCAUCAGAUUCCUCCAGGAUAAAUAAAUAUUCUGAAAGCAAUGGCUUGGCAGUAAUGAAGGCUAGCAGAGAUGUUUUGUAAUUGCAUAGAUCAUUAACUACCUUUCAUUGCUGAACACAAAAGCCUAGGUAGGUAUAUGGUUAUGUGCAUAUUUUUUUCACUUGGAAUUUGUAUUUAUAAUCUUUUACAUAAUGAUAAUAAAGGUCCAUUAUGGUU
This is a messenger RNA of Lethenteron reissneri (Far Eastern brook lamprey), 4376 nucleotides long. It is a transcript of the gene MED15, whose product is annotated as mediator complex subunit 15. Gene Ontology annotation, molecular function: transcription coregulator activity. Gene Ontology annotation, biological process: regulation of DNA-templated transcription. NCBI's taxonomy places the organism in Eukaryota, Metazoa, Chordata, Hyperoartia, Petromyzontiformes, Petromyzontidae. The record is from RefSeq and is a predicted model, not a curated record.